UCUCUCUUUGUAUCACCACAACUUUUUUCGGUGCAAUAGCACCCUCCAGUCUCCACUUCUCUAAACCCUCUCUCUAGAUUCUGAACAUAUCAAUGGCGGCAUCUCUCUUCCUCGUCCGUUCUCCGAUUCUCCGAGCGCAAUCCUCACAAACCCUAAAAACCAUUUUCUUUACCCAACCCCUCCGAUCGCAAUCCACUUCAACCACAACCCCUUCUCACCACAACGAUCACAAGGUCAACCACGAGUAUACACCGCCGAGCGAGUUCAUCAACACCUGGAAGACCCCGAAAACUCCGAAAGAGGCGGAGGCGAAGCUGUUGGCGUUGAGGCGCGAGUACGCCAAGAAGGUGAAGGAGGUUCGGAGGGAGUACACAAUCGAAAUGGAAUUGCAGAGGCAAGAGAAGAUUAGGAAAGCCGAGGCCAAGAGUGAGGCCCAACGGAUCGCCAAUGAGGAGCGCAGGGCCGCCAAAGCCGUCCAGAAGAAGGCCAAAGCUGAACUGCGAGAGGUGACUCGGCGAGAAUUUCGUGAAACCCUAUUAAAAGAAAGAACAGAGAAGCUUGAGUAUUGGAGGGCGAGAGAAAAACUAAUGCAGGAGAAGAGAAUGGAAAAGAGAGAGCUUCUGCGUCGGCAAAGUUCCAUGUGGAUUGACGAACCUGAAUUGGAGAAGAAGAUACUGGAAGCCGUUCUUGAUGUCACUCAACUUUGAGCUCCUUCUACUUGCAUGAAGUGAAUUUUUCUUGACGCGGAGAAGAUCGGAUAUGAAGUUGAAAACAUCAGGACUUCGUCCACUGGUUUAAAAGAGUCUACAACUGGCAACUUUUCCUCCUUGUUUCCUUUGCGCUUGUAACUCGAUCACUGUCAUGCCUACCAGACAAAUCUGUGCAUUUGUUUUGCUUGUAUGGCGGAUGAUUUUAACCCAGUAGGAAUUCACCUUGAACUUGCCUCUAAAAUGCAUGCCUUAAAACUUUGUGGUUUGUGUAAUAGAAUAGGAACGGCUGAUUGAUGCUUAUUUUGCAUCAUGUAGGCUAUAGCCAUGGCACUUUGUUGCUUGCUUGGUGUUGUAUUGACAAACAGGAAGGUGGAUUAUAUUUUGUCAAAUAAAUUGCAUCAUGAAUUUAAUUACAA
Molecule: messenger RNA, 1126 nt
Organism: Cornus florida
Lineage: Eukaryota; Viridiplantae; Streptophyta; Magnoliopsida; Cornales; Cornaceae
Product: stress response protein NST1
Exons: 2
Coding region: 93-707 (204 amino acids)
Source: RefSeq, a predicted model, not a curated record